AUUGAUUCCAGAGAGAAUAUAAAAUAGGGGACGCAGGACAGCUACUUGAGCUAUCGCAAUGCAAGUCAGAAAGGGAGAAAGAAGAAUGCCUUGAAUAUGAAUUUAUGAAAAGGAGGAGGAGGUAAGAAUCCCCCUCACGUAGAGAGUCAUGUGACCGUAGAGUUUCCAAAUCCACUUUAUUUUUAAGCCGGGAGUUGCAGACGAUGACAUCGUUCCCGCGUAUUCGACUAUCCCAGCUUGGGAUCUCUCUCUAUCCCAUCAGUGUCGACAAGGGACGGGAAAACACACGAGGCAACAAUGGUUAUGCGAUACCCUGACACCGACAGCGAUCUUUCUGAUGAUAGUCUCGACGAUAACGACUCAUCCUCCCCUACGUAUCCUCCCGACAUCUAUUACAACCCGCAAGAUUCAUCCGCAUUUGGAUCUGCAAGGUACUCUCGACCUCUCAUCGAUUACGUGAAGAAUGAAUGGCAAACCAAUCCAAAAUAUCGCCAUGAUCAUCCAUCCUCAGAAAAUGAGAUGCCACAAUGGGCUCGACUGAUCCUCUUGACAAUGGCCGCUCCCAAAGUUCGGCGCUACGUGCCUCUCGGUCUGAUAUGUCUGCUCUUCUUCUGGUGCUUCUGGAAGAUGUUUGUGACCCCACAGCUUGAGGAGAAUGCAUUGUUGGCGGAUUCGCUGGACCCAGAACUCAAGGAUGUGGUAGGAGGGUGGUUUGGGUCGAAUUCGCUUCCCAAGUUCGGCGACCUCGUUAAGAUUGGGACUUUGAAUCCGGCGCUGUUACCAGCGGAUCUGGCUGUGGCAGGAAGCCGGCGGAAGAGGUUGGUUUUUGUGGGAGAUGUACAUGGAUGUAAUUCUGAAUUGGGCCAAUUAUUAGAAAAGGUAUCCUUCGACCGCGAAAAUGGCGAUCAUCUGAUCUUCACCGGCGACAUGAUCAACAAGGGCCCCGAUAGCACAGGUGUAGUCGACCUUGCCAGAAAACACUCGGCCUCCUGCGUCCGCGGAAACCAUGAAGACAGGAUCCUCCUCGUACGUCGCGCAAUGUAUGCAAAAGGCGAACUGGAAGAUAAUACGACAGAAGAAAACGAGGAGGGCGGCAACUUCACUGGAUGCAACUCCAAAGAAUGCAAGCUAGCUAGGCAGUUGAGCAAUGAGCAGGCACGGUGGCUGGAAAGAUGCCCUGUCAUUCUUAAUAUCGGACAAAUCAAAGGAAUGGGCAAUGUCGUUGUAGUACAUGGUGGAUUGGUGCCUGGCGUUGAGAAUGAAAAGCAAGAUCCCUCGGGUGUGAUGACAAUGCGGACCAUUGAUUUGGAUAAUCAUUUACCAAGCUCAUCAUCGGACGGAACACCUUGGACAAAGUUAUUCAACAAGUACCAAUCCAUUCUCUACUCCAAACUCAAAAAGAGCUCCCCCCAGAAUCCCAAGGCAGGACUCACAACUGUCAUCUACGGACAUGAUUCUGCUUCUUCUCUUCAACUGAAGACAUAUACCAAGGGCCUUGACACUGGUUGCUACAAAGGCGGGAAGCUCACAGCCCUGAUCAUCGAGGAUGGUGGGAAGCAGAAAAUUGUGCAGGUAAACUGUGGCGACUAUAAGCAGAAAUUAACUAAUAUGUUUGAUCCCCAUUAUGAUCCUGACUGAUGGUGUCACAAUUGCCGUCAGCCGGAUUCAAUACUGGUGGGAGGUUCGAUUUCGGUUUGUGUCUGUCUUUUUCGGCGUCUUGGAUGGGAAAAGGGUAUUGAAUCGGCCCCAGCAUGAGGUGCUUUUGGGGCUUUGGUAUAUAUAAUUAUCUGCCGCAGAAAAGCUUUUGUUUUACGGGUUCGGGCUAGGAGAGAGGAGUUUCCAUUGUUGCGCAUUUAUAGAAUAACUAAUUAAUACUAAUAGAGCGUCUUAGCCGUUCAAU
Messenger RNA from Monascus purpureus, 1900 nucleotides. Lineage: Eukaryota; Fungi; Ascomycota; Eurotiomycetes; Eurotiales; Aspergillaceae. The record is from the annotation of a GenBank genome assembly.